Messenger RNA from Angiostrongylus costaricensis, 1119 nucleotides. The record is from the annotation of a GenBank genome assembly. Lineage: Eukaryota; Metazoa; Nematoda; Chromadorea; Rhabditida; Metastrongylidae.
AUGAGUGCCAAGCAAUAUGCUCGGCUCGUCCCGAAAAAGCACCGGGCCCAGCGAACUCCUGUGAUCGACCGGCCAAUGCGACCACAAAUGAUCGCUUGGGCUGGACCAUCUGCUUUCUACCCAAACAGGUUCUAUGAGAUCGACAAGUGGUACAAAGGUAGAAUUGACAAGCCUGAGGAAAUUCCGAAAUUCUACACCAUCGAUCCUACGAAUCAUCUGCAUUCUUUGGCUGAUCUUCUGGAAAGAGAGAAGCCGAAGCAUCCCGACAUAAAUAUCGGCUUUGUUCCACGGUCUACGCCCUCCGUUGCGGUGAAGUCUGAUGAGGAUCGGGCAGUGCUAGAACGAAAGUCACGGAAAAUGGAUACUAACGUUGUGAGGCAUUACGGCGUUUUCGAGCACCUGUUUGGGAAAGGAGUUUUCUUCGAGAAUGUACAGAACCUGGAUGUUUCUUUUGGUGACAAUGGUGUCUUUUUUGGGAACACUUUGUCUGCGUCCCUUACAUCGUCAAAACCCCAAGUUAGGAUUGAAUCCGUCAAAGCUGGUGAAUACAACACGUUGAUUAUGUUAAAUCUGGACGGAAAUCCAUAUGAGAAGGAAGGCGAAAUUGUCCAUUGGAUGGUCGCUAACAUAUCUGAUGGAGAAAGCAUAGAGAAUGGAGAUGAGGUGCUCAGUUUAUCACAUAAGUAUUGGUUUUCUGUGAUUCCUUCGUAUCAUGGACAAAGUGACCAAUGGUCUGGACUUCUUUGUUGUUGUAGUGAUUCUCUUGACGGUCGCGUAUUUGUAAUGUCCCAUUUCUACAAAGAGAAUGAGGAUACUAUCACACCGUCGUUUAUAUCGUUCUUCCAGACAUCAUACGACAUUUCUGUAAAAAACCAGUUGCAUGGGAUGGGGUUGAAGUCGCCUCUAUACGAGUACAAGUAUAACGAGCCCUUAAAACCUGAGCAGAAGGAGUUUCCUAAGAAACCACAACCAUUUGAUUUGUACCUUGAUAUGUAUCGAGAUCCGAAGGAAAUAGAACAAGAGUUGCUAGAGGAGCGAUUACGGCGAGCACAACUCGAUGAUUACCAGGUCAGGACGACACCUUACGAAAGAGAUAUCGAUGAUGUAGAAUAUAUAUGA